UUUUUUAUUAGUUGGCCUGCAAGUGCGAAUUAAAUUUUUUUCCGAACGCGUGAGAAUUUUUUUUCAUUUAUACUUUAACUUUUUUUUUUUCAAUUCACGAUGGACGAGACUGACCCGUCAAUAUCAGUGCCGUAACCCAACUAGUCGAAAAAGACUAAUACACUCGAAUAUUGCACGAAUUAAUUGUAUUGUAUAUUAAUAUUAUAGUUGCAAGCCUAAAACCGUAUAUUUCAAUUCCUACAUAAUUUUAUUCUUAAUACGUCAAUACGUGCACACAAAAUCGCCAACCAUGGGACUUAGCGGUACCACCAGAAAAUCAUCUUCCCCUAUUGCAAUAAAAGAGGACAGAGGGUCACCGUUGGUCGAAAACCGUGGGUCGUCGCAAAAAAUCAUGUAUCCGCAAAACUCGUCCAAAGACGGCAGGUGGAAAAACAUGUACAACAGCGAAGCGGGCAGUGACGUCACAUUUUUGGUCGGAGAUCCCGAAUGUUGGAGGUUCCCUGCUCACAUAGAUGUGCUAUGUCAAUACCCGGUCUUCGACGCCAUGCUCCGGGAACCUUGGUCGAAAAAAGGCACCCCGAUCCACAUACCGGAUGACGACCCUAGAGCCUUCGACAACCUACUCAAGUUUAUGUACAAAAACAAGGUGGAACUGAAAUCUGUGGUGACCGCCCUGGAGACGCUCGGGCUGGCCAACAAGUACAUGUGCGUGGACCUGGUUGACGAGUGCAUCGUCUACUUGACUCGCAACCUGACCGUGGAUACGGUGCUCAUGGUGUACCAUGCGGCAAGGCUAUAUGGUGGCCAGACUGUGCCACGCCGUGAACAGCCCGCCGCUUGUUCGCCAGUGGCCACGGCCCGGGCCACGGCGCCGCCAUUACAAGACUUGAUGCCGUCGGCUGUGGCGGCCGACGACGCUCAUUCUGAGGCGUUCGCUCGCAUGGUCCAGCACUACGACACGCUGUUGGCGUACUGUGGCGCGUUCAUCGACAGGAACGCUGAUCGGGUGAUGACUGAUGAGAGCGUCGACGAACUUGAUACGGUCGAGCUCAGGGAACUACUUCGUCGAGAUGGACUGGCUGUGUCCAAUGAAAUGGUGCUGUUCACGACGCUGGAGCGGUGGUGCACGCACAAGUGCAAACAGCAGCACUUAGAACUGACGGUGGCCAACCGACGGGCGGUGCUGGACGACACGGUGCUGCUGUCAGUGCGCUACCUGCAGAUGACGGCCAACGAGUUCCUGUCGGGCCCGAUGCCCAGCGGCCUGCUCAACGCCCAGGAGACGGCGGUGCUCAUGAAGCACAUACUCAACCCAAAACAACCGAAGUGGACCUGCCAGCGUUUGACCAAGGAAACGCUUGAGUACAUGAGCACGCCGCGGGCGAGACGGAACCACGGGGCCGCGGGCGCCGGCGGCGGGCUGUCGUACGUCAUCAAGCGGCGGUCUUCGUCGUUCAGAGGCACCGCGAGUGACCCACACCACUGUGGCGACGGCGACGACAGCAGUCAGUCGUCCGAGUUCGACUCGCCAAAGCGGUCGUUCUGCUGUACGGGCGGCAAGAAGAACAAGAAGAACAGCGGCACCGGCAAGAAGAACAAGAAGAAGUGUACGGACAGCUGUUUUUGCAAUUGUCUGAUUUACUGUUUGGACGUGUGUUUCGGUUGAACGCGGCCGCCGGCUCUCUUCCCCUCCCCAUUUCCACAACACCAUCACUCACACACUCGCACACAUUUCAUACACGCACUGACCUAAUGGUACGUUAUAUAAUAUGUGUGCAGUGUGUUUGUACAUUUAUAGAGAUAAAUUUAAUUUACCUUAACUCGAAGAAAAAAAAACACAAAAAGAUCUCAAAAUAAUACUUGUUUUUCCUUUUUGUAUAAUAAUAUAAAAUGUUAAUAUUAUGAUGGUAUAUGUCCAGAGUUCGUCCCUCUACACCUCCUGAGUUAUCGGAUGCUGCGCAUAUAUCAUACAUAAUAAUAAUAUUAAAACAAUGUGUAUAUAAAAAUUAUAUAAAUAUAUAUAUGCUGCCAUACGGGAGUGGUAAGGGCCUUCUUAGAACUUUAAUUUCUUUAUACUUUUGAACAAAUAUAAUAUAAUUUAUUUUACUGUGCUAUGCCUAUAUAUAUUAUUAUGAGGAGUCACGCGUACAAUAUUAUACGAAAAGUCUGACGAAUUAUUAUUAUUAUUUUUUUUUUUUUUGCAAACGUAUACCACUCACUCAUAAUAUUAUUAUAUUAUGUCAUUGUCAUAGACACAUUGCACUCGCAUGUUGACGAUUAUUAUAAUUCCAAACGCACCAUAAUAUAUAAUAUAUAAUAUGUAUAUUAUUGUCGACAAAUUAUUCGCAGUAACCGAGAUUCAAAUCAAUGGUCUAGUAUAAUAGUAGUUAUUCUUUGUUAUUAUUAUAUUAUCACGCGCUCAACGAAAAUAGUUUUUCAACACAAUCCCUAUACGGUCGUAUACAUCUAUUAUAUUAUUAUAAUAUGUACCACAGUGCCAUACGUUUUAAAGUUAAGUUUUAUUUUUUACGAACCGUUCAGCAGCGGCGGUAGGUUCGUUUCUUUCGCCCCGACCGCCGACACAAAUUGGUACCAAAAAGUGAUAAACAACAAAAUGUUUACGCAUUGUGAUGAUAUUAAUAUAUAUAUAUAUAUAUAUAUAUAUAUUUAAUACAAUACACUACUCCGUCUCAAGUUUCCUGUGCACUUUUCCCGCGCACGAACACAUUACCUCCAUCGGUGGUACGCACGUGCAGCGGCACACCAUAAUAUAAUAUUAUUAUUAUAUUAACAUAAUAUAAUACUACUACGCGUUAAAAAUGUUUUCGUCCACGCCACGCGGAUACCACUAUUGGCGGCUCGAUUAAAAUAAAAAAAAUUUUAACGACAUUUCGCGCCAGUCACAUUCUAACCGUACGAUAUAUUGUAUAUUAAUAAUAACGCCGCUGCCACGUUUUAGGACUAAUAACUAUUUAAUACCUAUUUUUUAUCUUUCACGCAAGUCCCCGCACAUAAAACAUAUUAUAUUUUAUGCGCGCAUUAUCACCAGCAUAAUAUUUUACAGUAUAAACAUUAAGUAAUAUAUAUUAUUAAUUUAUUAUUAUAUGUUGUAGUCAUUAUUACCCGCGAAUCGCCAUCACAUUGGAGUUUAUAAUAUAGGUACCGAUAUAUAAUUGUCAUGCUGCACGAGAUGAUAUUUUCAUCUUUUUGCAACUCACGUCCGCCCGACCGCCCCACCCCACUCCACACCACCCACCCCUUUCCACUGGCCGUGUUCGCCGGACCGCACUAGUGUUUUUUCGCUUCGCACGCAAAAAUGUUAUUUGAAUUUAGUCGCUAUCCUUUGAACAAAAAAAAAAGUAUACUUAAA
Molecule: messenger RNA, 3370 nt
Organism: Myzus persicae (green peach aphid)
Lineage: Eukaryota; Metazoa; Arthropoda; Insecta; Hemiptera; Aphididae
Product: BTB/POZ domain-containing protein 2-like
Exons: 5
Coding region: 290-1666 (458 amino acids)
Biological process (GO): neurogenesis
Cellular component (GO): cytosol; P-body
Molecular function (GO): protein binding
Source: RefSeq, a predicted model, not a curated record